UAUUAGUUAUUUUGUGUAUAGAAUUGUGUAUCACUUACCUAUUUACGUUUAGGACACAGACUGGUGGUUUGACUACUGCUGAGGCCCAAAAGCGUACUGAGAAAUUCGGUCCUAACAAGCUUGAGACUAAGGAAGUUAACCCUCUUAUGAUGUUCUUGGGUUUCAUGUGGAAUCCUCUUUCAUGGGUCAUGGAAGCUGCCGCUAUUGUUGCCAUUGCUCUUUCCAACGGUUUCGGUCAACCUCCUGAUUACCCUGAUUUCAUUGGUAUUGUUCUCUUGUUGCUUGCUAACGCUACUAUUGGUUACUUGGAAGAACGUCAAGCUGGUAAUGCUGUCAAGGCUUUGAUGGCUUCUCUUGCCCCCGAAUGUAAGGUUAGACGUGAUGGUGAAUGGAAGACCCUCGAAGCUGCUGAACUUGUUCCCGGUGAUAUUAUUAGUAUCAAGCUUGGUGACGUUAUUCCCGCUGAUGGUCGUUUGCUUUCUGCUCACGGUGAUGUUUCUAUCGAUCAAGCUGCUCUUACUGGUGAAUCCUUGCCCGUCGGAAAAGAAGCUGGUGAUGAAGUUUUCUCAGGUUCCACUGUUAAGCAAGGUGAAGCUGAAGCUGUUGUCAUUGGUACUGGUACCAAUACUUUCUUCGGCCGUGCUGCUAAACUUGUCGGUGAAGCCGGUGAUGAUGUCGGUCACUUGCAAUCUAUCUUGGCCAAGAUUGGUAACUUCUGUUUAGUCACUAUCUGUACUUUUAUGGUUAUUGUCAUCAUUGUCCAAUACGCUGCUUUCCAUUACGAUUACAGACGUGGUAUUGAUAACAUCCUUGUCUUGCUCAUUGGUGGUAUCCCCAUUGCCAUGCCUACUGUCCUUUCCGUUACCCUUGCUAUUGGUGCCAAGCAACUUGCUGAACACAAGGCCAUCGUUACCCGUAUCACUGCUAUUGAAGAAAUGGCCGCUGUUACCAUUUUGUGUUCCGACAAGACUGGUACCUUGACCUUGAACAAGCUUAUUGUCGAUAAGCCUACUAUCAAGACUUACGGUCCCGAAUACGACGGCGAUUAUGUCAUUCGUCUUUGUGGUUACGCUUCUCGUCUCGAAAACCAAGAUGCUAUCGAUUUCUGUAUUGUCAACUCUUUGCCUGAUCCCUCUAAGGCUCGUGAAGGUGUUGAAGAAUUAGACUUCAAGCCCUUCAACCCUGUCAUCAAGCGUACUGAAAUUACCUACAGAGAUAUUGCUGAAAACAAAGUCUACCGUGUCACCAAGGGUAUGUCUCACAUGAUUUUGGAUCUCUGUUCUCGUGACAAGACCGAUGCUACUAUCAAGGCUCUUAACGACGAUGUCGAUGAAUUCGCUCGUCGUGGUCUCCGUGCUCUUGCUGUUGCUAUUGAUGAAAUCCCUAACGGUCAAGUUGAUGGUGAAGGCAUUGGUUUUAAGCUUGUUGGUCUCUUGCCUAUUUACGAUCCUCCUAGAUCUGAUACUAAGGAAACCAUUGACCGCGCUUUGGCUCUUGGUGUUGCUGUUAAGAUGAUUACUGGUGAUCAACUCGCUAUUGGUAAGGAAACUGGUCGUCGUCUCGGUAUGGGUGACAAUAUGUUCUUGUCCAAGACUUUGAAGGAAGGUCCUCCUCCUGGUUCUGGUUACACUGAUGUUGACCAAAUGGUUCUCCAUGCUGAUGGUUUCGCUGGUGUCUACCCUGAACACAAGUAUGAAAUUGUCGAACGUCUUCAAAACAUGGGUUACAUGGUUGCCAUGACUGGUGAUGGUGUUAACGAUGCUCCUGCUCUUUCCAAGGCUAACGUCGGUGUUGCCGUCGCUGAUGCUUCCGAUGCUGCUCGUUCCGCUGCUGAUAUUGUCUUGACUGCUCCUGGUCUUUCUACCAUUGUUGAAGCCAUCAUUGGUUCUCGUCAAAUUUUCCAACGUAUGCGUAACUAUUCUAUCUAUACCUGUUCCGUUACCAUUCGUGUUGUUGUUGGUUUCUCAAUUCUUAUCUGGGCCUUCCAAUUCGUAUUUCCAAGGAUCGUGUUCGUCCUUCUCCUUUCCCUGAUGCUUGGAACUUGAAGGAAAUUUUCUCUUACGCUAUUGUCUACGGUCUUUAUCUCACUGCUUCCACUGUCGCCUUCGUUGCUGUUGCCAUGAAGACUACCUUCUUCAGCACUAAAUUUGGUGUCAAGCACUUUGAUAAUCCCAACGACUUUGUCCUUCACU
Gilbertella persicaria is the source of this 2192-nucleotide messenger RNA. Its product is annotated as E1-E2 ATPase-domain-containing protein. The coding region runs from base 147 to 2045 and encodes 632 amino acids. The transcript has 3 exons. The record is from RefSeq and is a predicted model, not a curated record. Gene Ontology annotation, biological process: proton export across plasma membrane; regulation of intracellular pH. Gene Ontology annotation, cellular component: plasma membrane. Gene Ontology annotation, molecular function: ATP hydrolysis activity; ATP binding; P-type proton-exporting transporter activity. Lineage: Eukaryota; Fungi; Mucoromycota; Mucoromycetes; Mucorales; Choanephoraceae.